Molecule: messenger RNA, 1857 nt
Organism: Theobroma cacao (cacao)
Lineage: Eukaryota; Viridiplantae; Streptophyta; Magnoliopsida; Malvales; Malvaceae
Source: RefSeq, a predicted model, not a curated record
AUGAAUAAAGCCUAUGCCCGGCUUAAUCAUCAGCUCAGUGUUGAAGAAUUAUUUUGGCAGCAAAAAUCUGGAAUUAAAUGGUUAGUGGAGGGUGAGCGUAACACCAAAUUUUUUCACAUGCUGGUUAAGAAGAAGAGAAUCAAAAGUCAUAUCUUCAAAAUACAAAAUCCGGAUGGGAGUUGGAUUGAAGAACCGGAUGCUGUUAAGUCUUCUGCAAUGGAAUUUGUUUCCUCUCUCAUGAAAAAGGAAACAUGUGACAUGUCCAGGUUUGAUACUUCGUUGAUUCCUGCUAUUAUUUAUGAGAAUGACAAUCUUAGUUUAUGUGCAGUGCCUUCAAUGGAGGAGCUGAAAGAGGCAGUUUUCAAUAUUGAUAAGGACAGUGUUGCUGGCCCUGAUGGAUUCACCUCUUAUUUCUAUCAACAAUCUAACCAUCUUGCAAAGGUGCUCCCUUCCAUGAUUACAGAUAAUCAGAGUGGCUUCGUAGGGGGGAGACUUAUCAGCGACAAUAUCCUUAUUGCCCAAGAGCUAAUUGGGAAGAUUGACCGAAAGUCAAGGGGUGGAAAUGUAGCUCUCAAGUUGGAUAUGAUGAAGGCUUAUGAUCAGCUUGAAUGGGAUUUCCUUUUCAGAAUGCUUCAACAGUUUGGAUUUAAUUCUCAGUGGAUUGGCAUCGUUCGUCGGUGCAUUGCUAAUUGUUGGUUUUCUUUACUGAUAAAUGGUGGUACUGUGGGUUUUUUCAAGUCUGAAAGAGGGCUACGACAAGGCGAUUCCAUCUCUCCGUUAUUAUUUAUACUGGCUGCGGAAUAUUUGUCUCGGGGGUUGAAUGCUUUGUUUGCCACUUAUCCUUCUCUGCAUUAUCUUUUUGACUGCUCUAUGCCAGUCAGUCACUUAGCUUUCGCAGAUGAUAUCAUUAUUUUCACUAAUGGUGCGAAAUCCUCAUUGCAGAAAAUUCUAUUGUUCUUGCAGGAAUAUGAGGUGAUUUCAGGACAGCGAAUUAACCAUUCAAAGAAUUGCUUCAUCACUCAUCGAAAUAUGGCAAACAGUCGCACCCAGAUCAUUUCUCAAGUUACUGGCUUCAUUCAUAAAUGCUUGUCUAUCACUUAUUUGGGGGUGCCUCUUUAUAAAGGGCCAAAAAAGGUCCUCAAACCUCCUAUUUGUGUGAUUGAAAGAAUUGACAGAUUGUUCAACAACUUUUUGUGGGGAGGUUCAGCAGGUACUAGAAAAAUCCAUUGGGCUUCGUGGCAUAAGAUCACUCUUCCAUCUAAUGAGGGAGGAUUAGACAUCAGAGGCCUAGGUGAUGUGUUAAAGGCCUUUAGCAUGAAACUUUGGUGGAGGAAUGAUGCGAAGCAUAGGGACCUUGGUAUGUAUCCUAACAGAGUGGUGUGGAGAGCAGUCCCACAUCUUCCAAAAAUAUUCUCUUGGCAUAAACCAUCAGCAGGUGAGUUUAAGUUGAAUGUUGAUGGUAGUUCCAAGCAUAAUCGUCAGAGUGCUGUGGGAGGAGGACAUCUUCGAGACCAUACAGGUACCAUGAUUUUUGGAUUUUCUGAAAAUUUUGGACCUUGUGAUUCAUUACAGGAAGAAUUAAUGGCACUCCAUAGGGGUUUACUUCUGUGCAUUAAGCAUAAUGUUUCUAGACUUUGGAUUGAAAUGGAUGCAAAAGUUGUGGUUCACAUGAUAAAUAAGGGCCAUCAGGGAUCCUCUAGGACUCGGUAUUUGCUUACUUCCAUCGGCAGAUCCUUGAGUAGUUUCUCGUUUCGGAUUUCUCACAUACAUAGAGAGGGGAACCAGGUAGCAGAACAUCUUGCAAAUCAGGGGCAUAAACACCGAAUUUUGCAGGUAUUUUCACAAGCAGAAGGUUAG